CUCGCCCCGUCUCUGCCAUGCAAAGCGAGGAGGGAGCUAGAUGAAGGAAUCCGUCUUGUAAAGCCAUUGGUCCUGGUCAUCAGCCUCUACCAAUGCGUUCCCGAUGCUGCGGCUGAUCUAUUUGGGAAGUUGGCUGGCUGGCGAGGCAGCGCCGCUCCUCCAAGCCCGGCUCCCACGGAAAACAUGCUCAGCGCCGCGGCGGGCGUGAACGCCGCCACCGCCGCCGGGCGCGUCUAGUCGGGCACCAUGCAGCCGCCAACUCCGCUCCUCCUGGCGUGCGCCCUGCUGUCCCAGGUGCUGCUGACAUCUGCCGGGGACUUGGACUGCACCCCCGGAUUCCAGCAGAAAGUGUUCCACAUCAACCAGCCAGCGGAAUUCAUCCAGGACCAGGCGGUUCUCAACCUGACCUUCAGCGACUGUAAGGGAAACGCCAAGCUGCGCUAUGAGGUCUCCAGCCCCCACUUCAAGGUGAACAGCGACGGCAGCUUAGUCCCGCUGAGGAACAUCAGUGCGGUGGGCCGGACUCUGUUCGUCCACGCCAGGACUCCCCAUGCAGAGGACAUGGCAGAACUUGUGAUCGUCGGAGGAAAAGACAUCCAGGGCUCCUGGCAGGACAUAUUUAAAUUUGCAAGAACCUCUCCUGUCCCGAGACAAAAGAGGUCCAUCGUGGUAUCUCCCAUUUUAAUCCCGGAGAAUCAGAGACAGCCCUUCCCAAGAGAUGUUGGCAAGGUGGUCGACAGCGACAGGCCCGAGGGCUCCAAGUUCCGGCUCACCGGGAAGGGAGUGGAUCAAGAGCCCAAAGGGAUUUUCAGGAUCAACGAGAACACAGGCAGCGUCUCCGUGACACGGACCCUGGACAGAGAAAUGAUCGCCACCUACCAACUGUUUGUGGAGACCAUCGAUGUCAACGGCAAAUCCCUGGAAGGCCCGGUGCCCCUGGAAGUCAUCGUGAUCGAUCAGAAUGACAACAGACCCAUCUUCCGGGAAGGCCCCUACAUCGGACACGUGAUGGAGGGCUCGCCCACAGGGACCACGGUGAUGCGCGUGACGGCCUUCGACGCCGACGACCCCGCCACGGACAACGCCCUCCUGCGCUACAACAUCCGGCAACAGACGCCCGACAAGCCGUCGCCCAACAUGUUCUACAUCGACCCCGAGAAGGGGGACAUCGUCACCGUGGUGUCCCCCGCGCUGCUGGAUCGGGAGACUCUGGAAAACCCCAAGUACGAGCUGAUCAUCGAAGCGCAGGACAUGGCUGGACUGGACGUGGGGUUGACCGGUACAGCCACGGCCACGAUCGUGAUCGAUGACAAAAACGACCACUCGCCAAAAUUCACCCGGAAAGAGUUUCAAGCAACGGUGGAGGAAGGAGCCGUGGGAGUUAUCGUGAACUUGACCGUGGAGGACAAGGACGACCCCACCACAGGCGCGUGGAGGGCCGCUUACACCAUCAUCAACGGGAACCCCGGGCAGAGCUUUGAAAUCCACACCAACCCGCAGACCAACGAGGGGAUGCUGUCAGUGGUCAAGCCCCUGGACUACGAGAUCUCGGCCUUCCACACCUUGCUGAUCAAAGUGGAGAACGAGGAGCCGCUGGUCCCCGACGUCUCCUACGGCCCCAGCUCCACGGCGACCGUCCACAUCACCGUCCUCGACGUCAACGAGGGUCCCGUCUUCUACCCGGACCCCAUGCUGGUGACCAAGCUGGAGAACACCUCCGUGGGCAGCGUGCUGCUCACGGUGAACGCCACGGACCCCGACUCGCUGCAGCACCAGACCAUCAGGUAUUCCCUGUACAAGGACCCAGCAGGCUGGCUGAAUAUCAACCCCAUCAACGGGACUGUGGACACCACGGCCGCGCUGGACCGGGAGUCCCCCUUCGUCCACAACAGCGUCUACACCGCCCUCUUCCUGGCCACCGACAGCGGCAACCCCCCGGCCACUGGCACGGGGACCCUGCUGAUCACCUUGGAAGACGUGAAUGACAACGCCCCGGUCAUCUACCCCACCGUGGCAGAAGUCUGCGAUGACGCCAAAAACCUCAGUGUGGUCGUGUUGGGAGCAUCAGACAAGGAUCUCCACCCAAACACAGACCCCUUCAAGUUUGAAAUCCAGAAGCAAAGCGUCCCCGACAAGGUCUGGAAGAUCUCCAAGAUCAACAGUACACACGCCCUGGUGAGCCUUCUUCAGAACCUGAACAAAGCAAACUACAACCUGCCCAUCAUGGUGACGGACUCCGGGAAGCCCCCCCUGACCAACGUCGCCGAGCUCAGGGUGCACGUGUGCUCCUGUAAGAACUCCAAAGUGGACUGCAACGCCGCCGGCACCCCGCGCCUCGGCCUCUCCUCGCUCCUGCUCCUCCUGCUCCUCAGCGGGGCCGAUCUGUGAGAACUCCUGACAUCGGAAGCUUGACUCCCAAGUUUCCAUAGCAACAGGAAAAAGAAAGAAAGAAAAAAGUCUAUCCAAAUCUGAAGGUUGCCGUUUACAGCUAUUGAACUUCACAACUAGGCCUCAAUCGCUCCGCAUUUUCAUUUCCUUUAUCAUUUCACUCAGUUCAGACUUCAUCAAGGUUUUGACAGCAUCUUCCUUCCUCCUCCUCUUCAUGGAAUCCUCCGCCCUUCCCCCUGAAUGGUUAAGGAUCAUGACUGGGAACUCGACCUUCCGGGAGCAGGAACAAUGACUACUUCUUCUCACGUGCUGCCAUGUUGCUAGCCAGUGCUCCAUUCACGCAGCUGUGUCUGUGGGUUCGUAUUUGUAUAUGUAUGAGUAUCUGUAUGUGUAUAUACACGGUAUUUAUAGAGAGAGACUGUUCAGGAGAAGCCUGGUUCUGAAAGGUUAGAUGGGGGGGGGGGCCGGGUGACGUCAGCCAGGCCCCCUCCGGCCCCUCACCGAAACACGCAACACCGGGACAGAGCGGUCGCCUUCGCUCGCACUGACCUGCCAGCCCGGCAGGUCCACGGAUGGGGAAGGCAGGAAAGGAAGUCCCUUCUCUUGUGUAUGAGGACUGCCACCAGUUCCCACUGCCACCAAACGCCGUGACCCCGAGCCCGGGUGACGAGGUGCAGAGCAGGAAACCUUGCCAUCAGAGCUAAGAAAAGGGCUGAAAUCUCUCACGGCACCCCGAACCCACCUUCCCCCAGUGCUUCUGGCCCGUGGGUGCCGGGGGAGGGUCCCUCCCGCCUCGGUGGACGUGCGCUGACACGCGCCAUCGUGGAGAGUCGCACGCGCACACCGAGAGCCCAGCGGGCACCAUCGUGUAUACACAUAUAGACCCACAUGUAUAGACCUUGUACACACCCACACCGUUUGUUUCAUAUAUACAGGCAUAAAAUAGAGUAAAUACAGGUAGUUUUAAAAAGUACCCUUUUGUGUGACUCAACCACCGUCGUUCUUCGCAAACCUGAGAAUAAACGAUGUUCGUGGUGUAUAAAAAGUAAUUGGCUUGUAUUCUGUGAGCACAUAAUGGAAACCGGAAAGUCAGUGCUUGCGCCAAGAUUCUCUUCUCCUUGAUGAACUGUAAAUGAACCGUCCAAGCUCACACCAAAUUUUUCUAUCGAAUGAAACUAGUGACAGCCUGUGGCUUUUUAAUAGAGCUUGCCACAAACUAGGGUAAGGUAAGUGUCUUAGCAUAUUUUAAUGCAGUUGCUUACUAAAGUUUUAACCACACACGUGUGCACACACACGUGCACGCACACGCUUCCUUAUGCAAUCUAUGUUUGCCCCGUGCUUUUCAGUUAUCCUUCCGUAGCAAGUAGAAGUCACCUGUCGUCUUUGUUGUAGUGGAAUUAUACAGCUAGAGUUUCACAUAUUGUAUUUGUUUCAAUAGUAAAUCUUUUUGGAAAAUAUAGAAUGCAGAGGUUUGUUUUUCCAUUCAAAUAAAUGGGUAUCGGUGGUUAAGACUGCUGGGCAGUA
Perognathus longimembris pacificus (Pacific pocket mouse) is the source of this 3912-nucleotide messenger RNA. RefSeq names its product cadherin 13 (gene Cdh13). Gene Ontology annotation, cellular component: plasma membrane; adherens junction; catenin complex. Gene Ontology annotation, molecular function: calcium ion binding; cadherin binding. NCBI's taxonomy places the organism in Eukaryota, Metazoa, Chordata, Mammalia, Rodentia, Heteromyidae. The record is from RefSeq and is a predicted model, not a curated record. Bases 247 to 2388 code for a protein of 713 amino acids. Gene Ontology annotation, biological process: sprouting angiogenesis; cell-cell junction assembly; cell morphogenesis. The transcript has 14 exons.